Nicotiana attenuata is the source of this 1014-nucleotide messenger RNA. RefSeq lists its product as uncharacterized. NCBI's taxonomy places the organism in Eukaryota, Viridiplantae, Streptophyta, Magnoliopsida, Solanales, Solanaceae. Gene Ontology annotation, molecular function: zinc ion binding. The record is from RefSeq and is a predicted model, not a curated record. The transcript has 2 exons. Bases 1 to 1014 code for a protein of 337 amino acids.
AUGUAUGCUUUCGUUGCACUAUAUCCGUCUAUAAAAGGAUGGCAGUAUUGCAAACCAUUUGUUGUUAUAGAUGGAACCUUUCUUAAAUCGGCAUAUAGAGGAACACUAUUGAUAGCAUCAACACAAGAUCCACCAGGUAAUAUCCUACCACUCGCAUAUGCCAUAGUAGAUUCAGAGAAUAAUGCUUCCUGGGAGUGGUUUUUUGCGAUAUUCAAGGAUGCAUUUAGGGAAAGGGAGGGAAUAUGCAUAGUCUCGGGCAGGCAUGAAGGCAUUGAAAAUGCAGCGGCAACAUUGUAUACACAAGUACCUCAUUGUGUCUGCAUAUGGCAUCUAUGGAAUAAUGUAAAAACAAAUUACAAAAAAAACCAUUUGCUGCUCAAAGACAUAUUCUUUGCUAUGGCCAAAGCAUACACAGUUGAGAAGUUUGAUUACCACAUGGCAGAAGUAGAGAAAAUUGAUAAGAGGGUCAAAGAUUACUUAAUGAAUGUUGGGUAUGAAAGAUGGUCCAGAGCACGUUCCACUGUCAACAGAACAUUGACGAUGACUUCAAACAUUGCGGAGUCGAUCAAUGCAGCACUCAAGGCUGCUAGGGAACUCCCAGUGACCCCUACGACGAGUUACUUAUAUUCAGUACUUGACAAGGGUAAGCAAAGAAUGGUGUUCCUAAAAGAUCGAACUUGCACCUGUAGAAGGUUUCAGUUGGAUGAGCUGCCAUGUGCACAUGCUUGGGCAGUAUUAAAAUACAAAUACAUUGAUCACAUUGAGUAUUGCUCGGUGUACUACACCACGAAGUACCUAUUGAAGACCUAUGAAAUUCCAAUUUAUCCGGUUCCUGAUGAAAGCACAUGGGAAAUUCCUGCAAAAGUUCUAAAUGAAAAAGUCUUGCCACCAGACAUGACUAAAACAAUAGGAAGGCCAAGGAAGGGGAGGUGCAAGCCAAUAUCUGAAAGGGAACGAAAAAGAUCGAUUUCAUGUGGACAGUGUGGAGAAGAAGGUCACAACAGGAAAACUUGA